Vespa mandarinia (Asian giant hornet) is the source of this 1668-nucleotide messenger RNA. It is a transcript of the gene SC35, whose product is annotated as SR family splicing factor SC35. Lineage: Eukaryota; Metazoa; Arthropoda; Insecta; Hymenoptera; Vespidae. Gene Ontology annotation, molecular function: RNA binding. The record is from RefSeq and is a predicted model, not a curated record.
CUUCAUGGCUCUUCCGUCGUGGCUUCCAUUCGCCAUUUUCUCUUGUAGCGUGCAGUACUCUCGCGAGUUCUUUCGUAGUAAAGUUUGUUCAGAAUAUAGAAAUAAUUAAAUUGUGAUAGAAUAGAGGAAUAAACAUCGCGAAUAUGAGUUACGGUAGACCACCGCCGCGUAUCGACGGCAUGGUGUCUUUAAAAGUUGAUAAUCUUACGUAUAGAACGACGCCAGAAGAUCUCAGGCGUGUAUUCGAAAGAUGCGGUGAGGUUGGUGAUAUCUAUAUACCACGAGAUCGUUUUACCCGUGAAAGUCGUGGUUUCGCUUUUGUAAGAUUCUAUGACAAGCGCGACGCAGAGGAUGCAUUGGACGCUAUGGAUGGUAGAUUACUUGAUGGUAGGGAACUUAGAGUUCAAAUGGCACGAUAUGGACGACCUACCUCGCCUCAUAGAAGUCGUGGAAGUCGCAGACGUGGAAGGUCACGUAGUCGUAGCAGAGAUCGCAGACGUUCUCGUACACGAUCACGCAGUAGAUCUCGUAGUCGUGAUAGAGAUCGUAGACGUUCCUAUAGUCGGAGUCGUAGUCGUUCUCGUUCCGACAGUAAAAGCUCCCGUGGAAAGUCUCGCUCUCGCAGCAAGUCUCAAGAAAGGCAGAAAGACAGCCGUUCCAAAUCAAGAUAAGAUACUGGAAUAACAGGGCAUGAGUACAAGCAAAAAGAUCCACAUCCUCCGAUCCACCAUAUUAUCUGUCUUGAGAAGAGAUUGAAAAAGGUAUUCUAUUACUCUAUACCUACAGCACCUCUGUAACAUAUUUUCAUUCAGAGUGUCAUUUAUAUUUAUACAUUAAUUCUGACAACGUAUUGUUCUGCGGUUUUUUUGUAGAAAAAAAGUAAAAUCAAGUUUAUUGUAUUACUUUUAUGCUAUGAGUCUAACUUUACAAAAUUCUUAGUUACAUGUUUUAUUUGAUUUUUACUCCAUUAAGCAUUAUUGUUUAAUGAAAUACUUUUGUAUGUUUGAAAGGAGAGAAAUCUUGUAAUUUUCCUUUGUAAAGAGACUUAUUAAUUGCAAUUUACUGUAUAUCUUAUAAUUAUCAUCAAAAUUAUAUUGUAUUUGAUGGCACUUGUACUACAUUCUAUAGGAAAUAUCACCUAUCACUAAACGUUUAUGAAUAGUAACCUGUGUUUAUUAAUAAUAGAGUCACUACUAAUAGUUUACAUUAGCAUUUCAUAAUCAGGUUUGAGAGAGAACUAAAAUGAGUAAUUUCGUUAUAGUAUUUCUUUUAAAUUGCAAAAAAAUAAUCUCUCGUUCGUUUGUAGUCAUGCACGUGUGCGCGUACGCGUAUUAUAGAUAUAUAAAUGCAUAAAAGGGGAUAGGGGAGAGAGAAAGGAUCUACAGAAAGAGUAGUAAAACACCACUAUAUUGUACAGGUCUUUCCAAACCAAUUCUAAUGAUCAUCAAAUACACUCAAUGAUGAUAAACCUGUACCUCCUCGAUGUAUAAGCAUUGAAUGAUAUCUUCGAUUCAUUCGAUUUCUUUUGUACAUAGCGGAUGGACAUGUUCAUUGUCGAUUAGUGUAUGUACAUAUAAUAUUGUUUUAACAAUGUUGAUUAUUUGACAACAAAUUGAUAUUUUGAAAGCUUAAAAAAAAAAAAAAAAAAAAAAAGAAAAGAAAAAAAAA